GAAGCAAUGACGUGUGCCCUCUUCUACGCGACUUCUUUUAUAAUCACAUUCCACUAGAAGUCAAGGAAAUACACUUCUUUUGUGACACAUGUGGCGGCCAAAAUAAGAAUUUCACCAUAUUACAUUUUACACAUUAUUUGGUCCACCAUGAGAUGCACUUUACCAAAAUCACUCUCACUUAUUCAGUACGUGGCCACAGCUACUUAGACUGUGAUAGACAAAUGGCUUCAUUAAACCCAAAAGCUUGGCUUGAGACACCUGAAGCUGGGAAGGAACACUUUGAAGCAGCUUGGCGAAAACCUUCACCCUUUGUAGUUCAACUUAUAACAGAAAAUGAACAAAACAGUGAUCAGAUUGUGGGGCAAAACAUGUUUCGGAAAUGGACAGAACACCUAACUCCACUCUAUGCAAAGAGGAAUUUUCCAAUUCGGCCAAUACGAGAGGUAAGGACUGACAACACCACUGAAGACAUUCUUUACCAGACCACGUACAACAGAGUGUGGGAAAGAGUAGUCAUUGUGAAAAGGAACAAUCGGCCACCACAAAAUGAAGAAUUCAUUCUACGAGGCCUCUCCUAUGACGGGCCCAUUCCGAUAAGUGCAGCAAAAUAUAAAGACCUACAGAGUUUGGACAAAUUCUGUGAACCUAAAGCUAGGAUCUUCUUUGAAAACCUUCAACACAAUUAAGCAGGAAGACAAC
Molecule: messenger RNA, 699 nt
Organism: Schistocerca nitens (vagrant locust)
Lineage: Eukaryota; Metazoa; Arthropoda; Insecta; Orthoptera; Acrididae
Exons: 2
Coding region: 153-686 (177 amino acids)
Source: RefSeq, a predicted model, not a curated record